CCUGUAACGGUAGUAUUGACAGAGUGAGUCGCAAAAGACAUUUCCAACGAGUAAGAUGGAAACUAGUGGUUUAUUCAAUCCUGCUGUUAGAGUGAAAGGCGAGCCUUGUGAUGUUUUGCUUACCCAAAAUAAUUAUGAAACCAUCGACGAAAUACCCGUAACUGAAAAUGUGAAGUACGAAAGGUUUCUUCAAGAAAACUGGACCCAAGAGUUUCAAGAAAAAAAGCUUGACGACAUUCAAAUCGAAUUGGAAUGUACAGACAUGAAGCCCAAUUUAUUGGCGGUUGCGAAAAUAGAAGAUUAUUCUCCAAGUCAAUGGCCGGAUAGCGAUGAGUAUAAAACCAGAAGCACAAUUAAACUAGAAACUGUCGGGUCAGUGAAGAAAGAAAUUUUGAGGGAAGGAGAAAAUGAUUUAAAUUUAGGACGUGGACUCAGCAAGAAAAAUGAAACAGGAAGUGUUUCAAAAGAGAUUAACUAUGAUCAUUGGCUAAAAACUCACACUGAACGAGCCCGUAAUGGCAAUAUUACACCUGCAUGUGAUAUUUGCGGAAAAGUGUUCAAACUUAGAGGUAAUCUCAAUAGGCACAUCGAUUCGGUGCAUCGUAAAAUAAGACAUGCAUGCGAUAUAUGCCAAAAUACGUUCUCAGAGAAGAAAAGUCUCAGAAUUCACAUCGAUUCGGUGCAUUAUAAAAUUAUGCAUCCAUGUGAUGUAUGCCAAAAGACAUUCUCAAACAGCAGUAAUCUCAGAAAGCACAUCGAGUCGGUGCAUAAUAGUGUCAGAUAUGAAUGCGAUAUAUGCCAAAAGACAUUCUCAGAUAAGGGUUAUCUAAAAACCCACAUCGAUUCGGUGCAUCGUAAAAUAAGACAUGCAUGCGAUAUAUGCCAAAAGACAUUCUCAGACAAGAAUAAUCUUAGAAAUCACAUCAAUUCGAUGCAUUAUAAAAUUAUGCAUCCAUGUGAUGUAUGCCAAAAGACAUUCUCAAACAGGAGUUAUCUCAGAAAUCACAUCCAUUCGGUGCAUAAUAAAGUCAGAUAUGCAUGCGAUUUAUGCGGAAAUGUUUAUAAACGAAGAAAUGUUCUUAAUAUACACAUCAAUUCGGUGCAUCAUAAAAUAAGGCAUGCAUGCGAUACAUGCCAAAAUACGUUCUCAACGAAGAAAAGUCUCAAAAAACAUAUUGAUUCCGUGCACAAUCGAGUCCGAUAUGCGUGCAACAUAUGCCAAAAGACAUUCUCAGAGAAAGGCACUCUCAAAACUCACGUCGAUUCGAUGCAUAAUGGUGUCAGUCACGCAUGCGAUAUUUGCAGAAAUGUUUUUAAACGAAGAGGCGAUCUCAAAACUCACGUCGAUUCGGUGCAUUAUAAAAUUAUGCAUCCAUGUGAUGUAUGCCAAAAGACAUUCUCAAACAGGAGUAAUCUCAGAAAGCACAUCGAGUCGGUGCAUAAUGGUGUCAGAUAUAAAUGCGAUGUUUGCGGAAAGAAUUUCACAAGCAAAAGUAAUCUCCAAACCCAUAUCGAUGCGGAACACAAUGGAAUCACCCACGCAUGUGAUUUCUGUGAAAAAAAAUUUAAAUAUCAAACUGAAAUCCCUAGACAUAAAAAAUUGUCGCACAAUGGUAUCAUACAUUCAUGCGAGACAUGCGGCAAGACAUUCGGACAGAAAAGAAAUCUCAGAGCUCACAUCGAUAUGGCGCAUCCCUCGCUCAAUAAGUCCUAACAAAUGUUUAAAUUUAUGUUCAACUGCGAAUAAAACAGCAUCUAGUACAUUGUUUGUGAAAUUAGGAGACUUAUUAGAAAAUGAUCAUUCAUUGCAACAAUUUUAUUCUUCGUUAUGUUAUUUCGCUGUCGCAUACCUAAAAAUAACUUUCAAGAUGGAAAAACAGUAAUAAUAAGCUCAAUUUGAUUCUUUAAUAAAUGUGUGAUAAAAAUGUGUAUAAAGAAAUAGGAAAACUUCAAUUCAU
Messenger RNA from Trichogramma pretiosum, 1958 nucleotides. RefSeq names its product PR domain zinc finger protein 15-like. The record is from RefSeq and is a predicted model, not a curated record. Lineage: Eukaryota; Metazoa; Arthropoda; Insecta; Hymenoptera; Trichogrammatidae. The coding region runs from base 56 to 1714 and encodes 552 amino acids. The transcript has 3 exons. Gene Ontology annotation, cellular component: nucleus.